Gilbertella persicaria is the source of this 372-nucleotide messenger RNA. RefSeq lists its product as uncharacterized. Bases 1 to 372 code for a protein of 123 amino acids. NCBI's taxonomy places the organism in Eukaryota, Fungi, Mucoromycota, Mucoromycetes, Mucorales, Choanephoraceae. The transcript is spliced from 4 exons. The record is from RefSeq and is a predicted model, not a curated record.
AUGAUAAGUAGAGAAAAUAUAAAGCAAGAACUCGUAAACUAUCAACCCACUGACGAAGAAAGACUCGUCAUACGGUCUGCCGUAUUCAACUUUGUGACUAUGGCUACGAUCGGGGCUGCAGCACUUGGUAUGUCUGCUAGUCUUUGGAGUAAGUCCCCUAGUGCCAAACCAAAAACGGCUAUUCCUACAAUUUUAGGUACAUUCACAGGCUUAACAUUAGGUGGUAUUCUCGGCAUGGAUAGAGGCAUGCGUCAAUUAAGAGAAUCACUUCCAGUCAAUUCACAUUUAUUAACACUUAUCCAUGAAAACGAUCAAUUGAAAAAAGAAACAUUACUCAAUGGACCAACAGAUUUAUUAUCAAAAGAAAAGUAA